This is a messenger RNA of Pongo pygmaeus (Bornean orangutan), 8479 nucleotides long. It is a transcript of the gene COBLL1, whose product is annotated as cordon-bleu WH2 repeat protein like 1. The coding region runs from base 15 to 3518 and encodes 1167 amino acids. Gene Ontology annotation, molecular function: actin monomer binding. The record is from RefSeq and is a predicted model, not a curated record. The transcript has 15 exons. Lineage: Eukaryota; Metazoa; Chordata; Mammalia; Primates; Hominidae.
CUUCCCUCGCUCCAAUGCCGCCGAGCUGGUCCCCACUUAUGUGCGGCCGUGCUGCAGAGGCGGCGGCGAGCUCCCGGACUCCGGGCAGGGAAAUGGGGCAGGCAGUGACGCGCCGCCUGGGAGCUGGAGCCCGCGCAGCGCCCCGCAGGGCGAUGGACGGCCGAACCCCGCGCCCGCAGGACGCCCCAGCAGGGAGAAAACCAAAAGCCAAGGCACCACUUCCUCCAGCUGAGACCAAAUACACUGGUGUCUCUUCAGCUGCUGAUUGUAUAGAAUCCACUGCUUUCAUCAUGGAACAGAAAGAAAACAUGAUAGAUAAAGACGUUGAACUCUCAGUGGUCCUACCUGGGGAUAUUAUCAAAUCUACUACUGUUCAUGGCAGUAAACCUAUGAUGGACUUGUUGAUAUUCCUUUGUGCACAGUAUCACUUAAAUCCAUCAAGUUACACAAUCGAUCUCUUGUCAGCUGAACAGAACCACAUUAAAUUUAAGCCAAACACACCAAUAGGAAUGUUGGAGGUAGAGAAGGUAAUUUUAAAGCCAAAAAUGUUGGAUAAGAAAAAACCUACACCUAUAAUACCAGAGAAAACUGUGAGAGUAGUGAUUAAUUUUAAGAAAACACAGAAGACCAUAGUGAGAGUGAGUCCACAUGCAUCACUUCAAGAGCUUGCCCCUAUUAUAUGUAGCAAAUGUGAGUUUGAUCCGUUGCAUACACUAUUGUUGAAAGAUUAUCAAUCGCAGGAGCCUCUCGACUUGACAAAAUCUCUUAAUGACCUGGGACUAAGAGAAUUAUAUGCGAUGGAUGUCAACAGAGCCACUUCUGUUACUGUCUUCAGUAAGUCAUCUUUACAAGAGUCCUGCCAAAUAUCACAAAACCUAGAUAUUAUGAAGGACAAAGAAAAUAAAGGGUUUUUCAGUUUUUUUCAACGCAGUAAGAAAAAGCGGGACCAAACUGCAAGUGCCCCUGCAACCCCUCUAGUAAAUAAGCACCGCCCGACUUUUACAAGGUCCAAUACCAUUUCCAAACCAUAUAUUUCCAACACCCUGCCGUCGGAUGCACCCAAGAAGAGGCGGGCUCCACUGCCCCCGAUGCCAGCAUCUCAGAGUGUCCCCCAAGACCUUGCACACAUCCAGGAGAGGCCUGCUUCUUGUAUAGUGAAAUCCAUGAGCGUGGAUGAGACAGAUAAGAGUCCCUGUGAAGCAGGAAGAAUGAGGGCAGGUUCACUGCAGCUCAGCAGCACGUCUGCAGGGAAUUCAUCUUUGAGAAGGACAAAGCGAAAAGCACCUUCCCCACCCUCCAAAAUACCCCCGCAUCAAAGUGAUGAAAAUAGUCGUGUGACUGCCUUACAGCCAGUAGAUGGAGUUCUUCCAGACAGUGCUUCAGAAGCAAACUCUCCAGAGGAGCUAUCCAGCCCAGCUGGAAUAAGCUCUGAUUAUAGCCUUGAAGAGAUAGAUGAAAAGGAAGAACUGAGUGAAGUGCCUAAAGUUGAAGCUGAAAAUAUUUCUCCGAAGUCACAAGAUAUUCCUUUUGUAUCUACUGAUAUAAUAAAUACACUGAAAAAUGAUCCUGACUCAGCCCUUGGCAAUGGUAGUGGAGAGUUCUCACAAAACUCCAUGGAAGAAAAACAAGAAACUAAAAGCACAGAUGGACAAGAACCACAAAGUGUAGUAUAUGAUACAAGCGAUGAAAAGAAGGUAGUUGACAGUAUAAGAAACUUGAAGUCGUUGGGCCCAAACCAAGAGAAUGAGAACACAGAAGACAAUAUGAAAAAUGGAAUGAAGAAAACAGAAAUCAGUGUAGGAGGUGUUGCCAAAAAUAACAACAUUGAUAUAGAAGUUGAGAGACCAUCAAACUCGCAGGCACAUGAAACUGAUACUGCUAUAAGUUACAAGGAAAACAAUCUAGCAGCUUCAUCAGUACCAGAUCAAAAACUGAAUCAACCCAGUGCAGAAAAGACAAAAAUGCAAGAUGCAGCAAUUCAGACAACCCCUUCUUGUAACAGUUUUGAUGGGAAACACCAAGAUCAUAAUUUGUCUGACUCCAAAGUUGAAGAAAGUGUGCAAACUUCAAAUAACAACAUAUCAACUCAACACUCAUCCUUAAGUUCACAAGAUUCUGUAGAUACCUCAGAGGAAUUCAGGAGUCAAGGCACCCUAAUUAUACAUUCAGAAGAUCCACUUACCGUAAAAGAUCCAAUUUGUGCACAUGAUAAUGAUGAUCUUUUGCCUCCUAUAGAUAGGAUUGACAAAAAUUCAGCUGCUUCUUACCUAAAGAAUUACCCACUUUAUAGACAGGACUACAAUCCCAAGCCAAAACCUUCAAAUGAAAUUACACGAGAGUAUAUACCCAAAAUUGGCAUGACUACUUAUAAAAUAGUGCCUCCCAAAUCCUUGGAAAUAUCGAAAGACUGGCAAUCAGAAACCAUAGAGUAUAAAGAUGAUCAGGACAUGCAUGCUUUAGGGAAAAAGCACACUCAUGAGAAUGUGAAAGAAACUGCCAUCCAAACAGAAGAUUCUGCUAUUUCUGAAAGCCCAAAAGGGCCACUGCCAAACCUUAAACCAAAGCCUAACCUGAGAACAGAGCAUCAAGUGCACAGUUCUGUGAGCUCACCUGAUGGUGCCAUGGUUAGUCCUCUGAAACCUACUCCCAAAAUGACAAGAGACACUGGCACAGCUCCUUUUGCACCAAAUUUGGAAGACAUAAACAAUAUUUUGGAAUCAAAAUUUAAAUCUCGGGCUUCAAAUCCCCAGGCCAAACCCAGCUCUUUUUUUUUGCAGAUGCAGAAGAGAGUAUCGGGUCACUAUGUGACAUCUGCAGCUGCCAAGAGUGUCCAUGCUGCCCCUAUUCCUGCUCCAAAAGAACUGACAAAUAAAGAGGCAGAAAGGGAUAUGCUGCCUUCUCUGGAGCAGACUCUUUCUCCCUUAAGUAAAACGCCUCACUCUGUUCCACAACCCCUUGUUGAAAAAACUGAUGAUGAUGUCAUCGGUCAGGCUCCUGCUGAAGCCUCCCCUCCUCCCAUAGCUCCGAAACCUGCGACAAUUCCUGCUAGUCAGGUAUCCACACAAAAUCUGAAGACUUUGAAAACUUUUGGAGCCCCACGACCAUACUCAAAUUCUGGUCCUUCACCGUUUGCUCUUGCUGUAGUGAAGAGGUCACAGUCUUUCAGUAAAGAGCGCACCGAGUCACCUAGUGCCAGUGCAUCCGUCCAACCUCCAGCCAACACAGAAGAAGGGAAGACUCAUUCUGUAAAUAAAUUUGUGGACAUCCCACAACUUGGUGUGUCUGAUAAGGAAAAUAACUCUGCACAUAAUGAACAGAAUUCCCAAAUACCAACUCCAACUGAUUGCCCAUCAUUCACUGUUAUGAGACAAAGUUCUUUAACAUUCCAAAGCUCUGACCCAGAACAGAUGCGACAGAGUUUGCUGACUGCAAUCCGUUCAGGAGAGGCUGCUGCCAAAUUGAAAAGGGUGAAUUUCCUCCUUGGGGUCCCUUCAUCCGCUGAGAAGAAGAUGUGGUGAAGCUUUGAACAAGGCAUCAGCACUUAGACUCCCCAGAGGGAGUCCUCUCCCUAAACCUCUGUUGUCUUCUCCCCUUAAUUCUCCUGGUUGGAAGCACCUCCGCAUCUAAGACAAGGAAAGUACUUAUUAUUCCAUUAACUCUCUAGGCAUUUCAUUUUGUGAAUUCCUUCUGUGAUCAUUUUAAAAGCCAUUUAGAGAAUAGUAAGAGACUUGUUGAGCAAAACAUUAGGCUCAACAGAAAUUAAAUCUGCAAAGGAACAGGAAUGCUACAAAGAUAGGAAAAGAAAUGGGGAAAGGCUUUCCGGGCCUUUCAGCCAUAUCAACAUUGGCCAAACUUGACUGCAUAAGCCAACUUCCUUGGUGUGUAUGUGAGGAGGUAUGAGUGACAGUCAUUCCUCCCAGAGGACUUGGCACCCUGUCUGGGCAAACAUGGAGACAAGGCAGAAUACUGGGUGCUGUCAGGAGUGGAGGAAACAGGAGGGAAUACUACAGUGGAUUCGAUUUGAAUUUUGUAAAUUAUUUGUAGAGUCUGAUUUUAGGUGCCAGGCAGCAUAACAAUUUGGUAUAGCUUUUUUUUUUUUUUUUUUUUCUUUUAUUAUUAUUAUUAUUAUUAUCAUCAUUAUUAUACUUUAGGUUUUAUGGUACAUGUGCGCAAUGUGCAGGUAAGUUACAUAUGUAUACAUGUGCCAUGCUGGUGCGCUGCACCCACCAACUUGUCAUCUAGCAUUAGGUAUAUCUCCCAAUGCUAUCCCUCCCCCCUCCCCCCACCCCACAACAGUCCCCGAAGUGUGAUGUUCCCCUUCCUCUGUCCAUGUGUUCUCAUUGUUCAAUUCCCACCUAUGAGUGAGAAUAUGCGGUGUUUGGUUUUUUGUUCUUGCGAUAGUUUACUGAGAAUGAUGAUUUCCAAUUUCAUCCAUGUCCCUACAAAGGACGUGAACUCAUCAUUUUUUAUGGCUGCGUAGUAUUCCAUGGUGUAUAUGUGCCACAUUUUCUUAAUCCAGUCUAUCAUUGUUGGACAUUUGGGUUGGUUCCAAGUCUUUGCUAUUGUGAAUAAUGCGGCAAUAAACAUACGUGUGCAUGUGUCUUUAUAGCAGCAUGAUUUAUAGUCCUUUGGGUAUAUACCCAGUAAUGGGAUGGCUGGGUCGAAUGGAAUUUCUGUACUUAUAUGGUAUAGCUUUUAAUAUUGAAAUUGGUUUUUCAUCGGUCAUGACAAAUUUAUAUUUUUAGAGGAGGAUAAAUGCCCAUGUUAAUAAAUUACACAUCCUCACGAAAAGUUUUCUUUUUCUGAUCUUGUAAAUUAAGGAUGAGUUUCAAACCAAGCACUACUGAUUUCUCAGUUCAAUAAAUUUGGCAAGCAUUUUUAAAGCACAUAAGUAACAAAUAUUGUACUAGAUACUGAGAAUACAAAAAUGAAUAAAAUGAAGCCUCUGUCUUCUGUGCAUUCACAGCCUGGUCCUGAGAUACAUUAGUAUAUCAGGCCCAUGGGAGAACCAAGUUACUACACAGAAACUGAUUGCGAUGCCUUUAUACUAGGUCAGUGAAGAUAUUCAUCAGUUUCAAUGAACUAAUUGCAGAAAACUGCAUUAAGUUGGAAAUGCCUUUUAGGCCAACAGAAUUAUACAGGCCAGCAGCUAUAUACUUGGUGUGUUAUGGGCCCUGACUUGGCAGUCCUUUCACACAGAAAACUCUCAUUGCUUCUAGAAUGAGCUGAAUAUGAAUCAACAUAAAAAGCGGGCAAUAAAUGAUUAUCCUAUAAUUGUUUCCUGUUUAAAACUAAUUAGGUUCUAUUGAAUCUAAAAUUUUCUUUCAGCGGAACCUUAUUGAUAGCUCUGAGUAUAGUGCCAGAUUCUAAUUUUUUUAAAUUAAAAAUCUCAUCUAUAAUCCAUCUCAUUUCACUAAAAAUAGACAUAGUAUCUAGUAAAGUUCACAAUAUACAAACUUCAUCACCAGCAUUUUUCACUUCUAGUUACAUACCCUAAAAAUGUUGUUAUUGUGUACCAGGACUCUCACACAUAAGAAUGUUCAUGGAAUAUUAUUUGUAAAAACUCCAAAUAAAUAUAACCCUAAUAUCCAAUUAGUAGAAUUAAUAGCAGUAUAUUCAAAGAAUGGACUGUCAUAUAGCCAUCAAAUGGACAAAAUAUAGUAAAAUGCAACAAUGUGCACAAAAAUACACAGAUAUAUAUGCAUAAAGUUUGACAGCAUACAAAAAUAAUUUACAUUAUUUAGUGAUGCAUGCAUAAGCGGCAGUUAUUUUUAAAAGCAAGGAAGUAAUUACAAAACUUAUGAUAGCGCUUACUUCCAGAGGGAAAAAAGAGGGGUUGGUGAGGGCUUAUUGAUGUAGGCCAUGCACACAAUUUAAGGGGGAAUCAAAAAGCUAAGUAAUCCAGAUAAAUGUUAUUUAUUGUAAUGCAAUAAAAAUAUUCAAAAUAAGGCUAAAAUCUAUGCUGAAGAAAAUACCACAAUUUUAAAAGAAGAUUAAUAGGGAACUUGGAGGUAUGUUUUCUCUUGACAUGAGUGGUGCAUUGUAUGCACAUUUGUUUUUCACUGGGCUGCGUAUUUACAUUUAGUGAAUUUUUCUAUACAUAUAUUCUAUUUCAAAAAAUUGCAAAAGGAAGUAAAAAUGGGCACAGGCAGGCUCUUAAUUUCUUGUGAUCUUUGCUUAAGUCAUAUGUUUCUGUUCUGUACUGAAGAUUUCUUCUAGUUUCUUUUAAAUUCUGACAUUUCUUUUAUAGAACAACAAUUAUAUUGCCAAAUAAAAUCUCCAGUGAUUUUGAUAGUAGAUUUAGAUUGUUCAUCAGAAAGUUGGCUCUGUGUUUCUCUAUAUCUUGGCACCCAAAUGAUCAAUUUAACUCCAGGUACCCACUUGUCUUAUGGCUCUGGUUCAUACGCAGGCAAUUAACCUUCAUUAUAAUGGUUGGUUCACAAUAGAACAAUUAUCUAGUUGAUUGCUCUAGUGUAAAUGUAGUCAUAAAUAUGCCAUGGUUUUUUUUCAUGUUUCAGAAGGGAUUUUUUGCAUACCUUACCCCUACUCAACCCCCAUGUAGUCACAGAGAUUAGUCUUUUCUUCAAGUAAAGCAUUAAUAAAUCGAGCUCAGUAUGUUAUAAAUUGUGUGAUGUUAAGGUUUAUGAAUCAGCAAAUUAUUUACAAAGAGUAAGACAGAUUAAUUCAUUACCCUUGGCCUGUGUUGACAUGAGAACAACUUUGGCUUUCAGUACUUGGUGGUCUCUGAUUUACUAAAAAUCAAGUUAUUACCCUAUUACAAGUAAGGUCUGAAAAUAGUGAAUGAUAUUUUGAUAUUUAUCAGUAUGUAUUAAGUGUUUUUCAAAUGUAAGAUUUAUCUUUGGUUCAACAGAAGGUGGAGGGAAGGAAAAAACUGAGUAAGUCACACAGAAUCUUGCUGGCUUGUUUUGUUUAUUUAAUUAGUUUUUUUAAUUCAUAUUUCCUUAGUUUAAAUUUGAACAACCAAAGAGUUUCAGGUUGGCAGCGAUUUCUACGUUUUUAAAGUAAAUGUAAAUGAUAGAAAUUUUUAUAGUUACAUUCCUUAUGGAAAAAAGAAAGCCAUGUGAAAUUCCUAAAAAUGCUUUAAACUUCAAGAGUAGACAAUCAACUAGUAGAUAUUCACAUCAGUAAAUUCUUAAAUGUUGUUUUUUUAAGUAUCUGUAUUAUAAGUGUAAUAUGUUCCUCAUUCAAAAACAUUCAAGUGAUACCUUCUUUUCUGUUUAUGAAUGUUUGUAAAAAGUUACCAUAUUCCAUUUAAGAAAUAUUUAUUGAGCACUACACUGUCCCAGGCACUAAAAUAUUGAUAUGAAGUAGGUAUAAACCGGCAUUAAAAUCAAUAAGAUCUCUGCCCUCAGAAUGCAUAAACUAGUAUUCUGUUGAUGGCUUCUUGUGUUUAAAAGUUUAGUAAACAAGUUUUUAAAUAAUAAAGAAGAUGUCAUUUCUCUUCAAAAAUAACCAUUCUUGAUAGGUUGCUCUGUAAGCUUCUAGCCCACUUUUGUAGUAUGUAAACGUAUUUAAUUUACAAAAUGGAAUCCUCUGCAAAUCCAUUCAUAAACAAAUGUCUCUUUGAAGCAUUUUUAAAUUGUUUAUAUAUACACAUAUACUAUUCUUUUAAAGAUUACAUAGUAUUUGACUUUAUGAAUGUGACAUAGCUUAUUUGUUCAUUAUUUGUGGACAUUUAAGUGGAUUCUGUAUAUGAUGGUACAAUGAGCAUCUUUUACAUGGAGACGUUUAGAGCCAUCAAGAUGUUUUCCAAAUGCCUAAAACAAAUUUUCUCCUUCACAAAGAAUUAUGAGAACUGCAAUUUUGGCAAGAAUUACAAAAUAAUUAUCCUGUACACAGAAACAUUUAGGACCAAGGUUCCACAAUGGAAGUCAUCACCUCUGCAGUCAAUUAAGUGUACUGAUUUCCUUUCCUUAUGGGGGCCCAGUGUGCAAUGGCUGCAAACAGCAGCUUCCUUGGUGGUGUAUGCAGCCUGUUUCCUGUAUAGGUUGCUCUAAGGGACCUUGAUAGUAGGCCUUUCAGAUGUAUGUUCAUGUCUCUGACCUUGCACUACCCCAAGGUAGGCUCCGAACAGGCAUGCGAGGUGCCUUUGGAAAGCCCCAGGGCACUGUGGCCAGGGGUCACAUUGGCCAAGUUACCAUGUCCAUCCGCACCAAGCUGCAGAACAAGGAGCAUGUGACUGAGGCCCUGCACAUGGCCAAGUUCAAGUUCUCUGGCUGCCAGAUGAUCCACUUCUCAAAGAAAUGGGGCUUCACCAAGUUCAAUGUCGAUGAAUUUGAAGACAUGGUGGCUGAGAAGUGGCUCAUCCCAGAUGGCUGUGGGGUCAAGCACAUCCCCAUCGUGGCCCUCUGGACAAGUGCCAGGCCCUGCACUCAUGAGGGCUUCCACUGUGCUGCCCCCUCUUAAUACUCACCAAUAAAUUCUACCUCCUCUCCAAAAAAAAAAAAAAAGAAAGAAA